Messenger RNA from Triticum dicoccoides, 2237 nucleotides. RefSeq lists its product as uncharacterized. Lineage: Eukaryota; Viridiplantae; Streptophyta; Magnoliopsida; Poales; Poaceae. The coding region runs from base 572 to 1876 and encodes 434 amino acids. The transcript has 8 exons. The record is from RefSeq and is a predicted model, not a curated record.
UCUCGUGUCUUCCUGGGCAGAUGUUGCCGUCCCUCUGACUUCGUUUCUGGUCUUAUCCUUCCUCCCUGCUGCUGCUCCUCCAAGCCCAUCCUUUCAUCUCCGUCGCAAUGCCGUCUUCACCACCAUACUCGUGUCGCGGCUCGAUCUGCUGCUCCCGAGCGCAGCCACCUCGUCCCCGACCCCGAGCUCCCCUGCCUUCUUUUCCCCGUCAUCUCCGUGUUCCCUUCUUCUCUAUUUCACCCGUUUACUCACAUCUCCCUCUAUCUCUCUUGCUUUCUAUUACAGGGAGGCCGCCAUGGACGCCUAGGUCCUCCACUCCAAGCCUCCGACCCACACCCCGGCGGCCCUGCCGACGUCGACGCCUAGGAAGACCACCAUGCUCGCUGCAGGAGCUUCGAGCCGACCCCGCAGCAUGUAGACCUCCGCCGCCCGUCCGUCGUGGGGAAUCACCAGAUCCGGCCGGUAUCCGACCUGCCUCGCCAUCCUUCGCCCGUUCCCGGCGUAUCCCCGACGCCAGGAGCUCAGGCGAGCGCCGCCACAAGACUCUGCCUCCUCUGCUCCGGAGCCCGCCAUGGAGGUCGUCGCCUCUCCGCCUCGAUCUGUCCACUGCCAGAUCCAUGCUGCUGUCCUCCUGGGAUCCUCAUAUGGAGGCAAAAAGGCGGAAUGGACGGUUCGUCGACUUGUGACGGCGACGGGUUUUACUGGAGCGGAGGCGCAUUUCCUUUUCGUCCUCUUCGCUCGUGGGAAGGCGCAGCAGGUCGGAGGAGGAAGCCGUGAGAAGUUGGCGAGAGAGGAGAUGGGGAAGGGCGGCGAGCUGUGGGACGACUCGGCGCUGGUGGACGCCUUCGACCACGCUGUCGCCACCUACAAGGCAAUGCAUGGCAAGAACAACCAAGCUGCUCCAUCUGAGAAACCAGAGUCAGAAGAUGUAGCUGCUGCUGCCGCUUCUGCUGCCGCGUACGCUGCCGCUGCUGUUGCAGAAGAACCUGUCUCUACUGAAGUGGCAGAUGAGCAAACAGAGAAAAAUGACAGCUGCACUAACUUACCCGUUGGCCCAGUGGAGACACCACAGCAGCCCUGCGAAGAAAGAAAGACCGAUAAGCAAGCUCCUCUUCGAGGAACUGAUCUGGGCAAAGAGACAAAUAUCUCUGAAUCUAAGACAUGCUUCUCUGAUGUCACCAAUACUGAGGGAAAGGAUAGCUCAAACCAGCAGACAGAGGACUACAAUGAAUUACUGAGGAAGUACUAUGAACUUGAGGUGCAAAGCCAGAAAGUUCUUGAGCAAUUACAUCAGACAAAUUAUUGGAAUUAUCAAACCCCUGAACAAUCUUCAGCAUAUCAACAGCAGCAAGUUCCUGCUUACAUUGCCACAGCACCAGACCCAAACUCUUCAACCACUCAAACCUCAUGCUGCUCCUUGAAUGUUCCCAUGGUUUCAAUCUCCUGCUGUUCAACUGGUCAACAAAGUGGCGAAUCCACUGGUAUGCCACCUAAUGGAGGCUGCAGCAUAUCAUUCACUUGUGAUCAUUGCCCUGGAGCAAGCACUACAUAUCCUACUGGUUCAGCCUUUACGCAGCUCCCAACUAAGGUAUCUACUGGCGAUGAUCAAGUUGCUAAGGCUGCAAUGAUGACUGCUGAAGGUGCCAUGAAUUUCAUGAGAAAUACAAUAUCUGGAGAUGCUGCCUCCUUUCCAAAUAUGAGAAAUGAAGGUGGAAUUGGAAAGGAGAAUAACACAACUGUGGGCAUGAACCUGAAUUUAGACACCACAGGAGCAAACAGUGAUCUCGCUGUCGUACUGAAUGCAUGGUAUACAGCAGGGUUCUACACUGGCAGGUACCUCAUGCAGCAAUCGAUGAAAAAUCCCCGAGAAAAUUGAGUGCCAAAAGCCAUAUAGUGGCUCACCAAGGAUCCCUUUCACUUCGGGAAGAACUGAAAUAUGCACUCAAAUUAUGAUGUAACUGAACAUGCUGAUGGAAUUCUGCAACCACUGUUUUAUGCCAGCCAGUACUUUUUCAAGCAAGUGUUAGGGUAUUCUUACAUAUGAAUAUGAAUUUGCUGUAAUUUGCAGUAAAUGCUUGUCUGGAUAGGUAAGGAUUAGCUCAAUCCCUUCAGAUUGGCAGGAAUUGUUGCCUGCCUAUUCAACUAAGUUCCAAGUGGGUAAAGAUGACGCGUUCAUGACCUUGUCGCUCAAAAUUUGUGAAAUACUACCCAGUAUCAAUAUAUAUUAGCUUAAUCCA